UCAGCAACAGCUUGAUUCCUUGCCCGGGCUGCGUCUUCUUCAUGUACUGCGGCGAGGAGUGUCGGCAGAAGAGCUGGAAUCUGUGGCAUCAAUUCGAAUGUCCGGUAGCCCCGAAGCUGCGCAAUUUCUCCAACUUUAAUCUCCUGAGCACUCCACGUCAGUUUUUCUACGAUCUUUUCCUGUUCGAUGACAAUUUGGCCGAGCAGAAGCGGUUCGAGUUCGAGUUGGAUUACAGCAACCUGGACCGACGUGAGCUGAUCAGAAUUCUGCACAACACGGAAGCUCGUCGCAACCCGAUCGGAGAGUUGAACGGCUACUUGAAGGCAAAGCUGAUUUCUUACGGUUACUUCUUGGUGUUCCAAGCGAAUCCACUUAUGAUAACGGUCACCACUGGCCGUCGGAACUAUACGAUCCAAAACUUGAACAAGCUCGCUCGCCUAGCUACCACCCUGCUCUCAAACAACCGCGACUAUCUCGGGCGCAUCAUUUCCUGGAUCUUUCCGGCCAUCCCCGCCAACAUCCACAUGUGCGAUCCGAACGCGCACACGGCCUUCGAAUCCGGCCGCAUGAAGAUGGUGCUGCUACGACCGGUUCCUGCCGGCAAACCUUUCGUCGAGUUUUUCGGACCAAUCUAGUGGAGUUCCAACCCGGAACCGCGCUCCCCAGGAAUGCGCUGUAUUUGGAUUCUAGAUAAGCGUGGUUUGCCGGCGGCGACGCGGGUGCGAGAUCGACUCGGAGCGAAGCGUUUUUGUACGCCAACCAAACUAUUAACCAAGUGCUCUACAGGACGGUUGGGUUUCAGUGAAAGGACAGCGUGCACAGCACCAGCAAUCGGUGUGACGAUCAGGACCAGGCACUGCACAAACAGAGACGCAUUGACGUGGAGGUGAUUGUUCCGACGCCGGACUUUACCGGGUGGAAGGCAUCUGCACAUUCUGAGCAGGAUCCACGUGGGCUGUCUUUCGGCCACUCCGCCUACAUGCCGGAACAGAAUUGGUACCGUGUUACCAAACUCUUGCUGCUGGCCACAAUGAACACGAUGACCAGAUAACUUCCGGUGCAAGCAGUGAUCGGAGGCAAGCUACGCUGAUCGCAUCGCACGUGGUCCGUGAGUAGGACUCGGUCAAGCAUGUUGGCCUGCGAAAAAUCAAGUCUUCUAAGCUUUCGCGCCCGGACAUCAACGAUAGAUACGACCGUGGCAAGAGUAUCCUGAAACAGCACGCCAGCACAAUUAGAACCUGAAGUUUACGAAGAAGCCGCGCAGAGGAGCAUUGUGAAAUUUAUUUUGGAACCGCUGAGCAAGCUGUUGAUGCAGGUCGUCGGGGAUGUGGAUACCCUGGCCAAUGCUGAAAAUUCUCGUGACAAAGGAGGAGAUCAAGUACAUUAUAAGGCCGCUGUUGAGGUUGAUUUAUAUUCGGUUCAUUGGUGAUUUUUAUGGGUUUGUGGACAUGUGCGUUGAACACGCAAGAUUGGCCAAAUUUACACGGAAUCUGCCAGGACAUGCUGAGCUGUGACCAGAACGCGCAGUUGAUGGUGCACAGCUCGAAGAUUGUACGUUUUUCCAGAUGUUGGCGCGGAAUAUGA
Culex quinquefasciatus (southern house mosquito) is the source of this 1584-nucleotide messenger RNA. RefSeq lists its product as uncharacterized. Lineage: Eukaryota; Metazoa; Arthropoda; Insecta; Diptera; Culicidae. The record is from RefSeq and is a predicted model, not a curated record. The transcript is spliced from 2 exons. The coding region runs from base 42 to 635 and encodes 197 amino acids.